AAAAAUAUUGGAGGAACUGACGUGCUUCAUGUGCUCAGAUGCAGCCUACACAACAAACGGGCGUUGCCAUUAGCUAGAUUUUCAGCGAGUGUUCGUUGACAUGGAACUGCAGUGAGGAUCAUUACAAACAAGCAGCUCUUCGGUCAGAGCGUUGCAAACUUUAUUUGCACUAAUAUGGAUCGCUGGAGAGGCAGAGUUGCUCUCGUCACUGGAGCUUCAGUUGGAAUCGGAGCCGCAAUCGCAAAAUCUCUUGUCCAGCAUGGCAUGAAGGUGGUCGGAUGUGCCAGAAAUGUGGAUCAAAUAGAGAAACUGGCAGCUGAAUGUGUCAGUAGCGGAUUCAGCGGUGCUCUGUUUCCAUAUAAAUGUGAUCUUUCUGUAGAGGAUGAAGUGUUGUCCAUGUUCUCCUGGAUCAAGACUCAACACAAAGGUGUUGAUGUGUGCAUUAAUAAUGCUGGUUUAGCUCUGCCAGAGCCUCUGUUGAGUGGCAAAACCAGCAGCUGGAGGACUAUGAUGGAUGUGAAUUUUACAGCCCUAGCAGUGUGCACCCGUGAGGCUUACCAGUCAAUGAAAGAAAGAAAAGUUGAUGAUGGCCAUAUCAUUAAUAUUAAUGGUAUGUGUGGACAUCGGGUCCUUCAUAACGCCGAUUUGCACUUCUACACCGCUACUAAAUAUGCAGUGACUGCUCUCACCGAAGGUUUGCGGCAAGAGUUACAAGAGGCCAAAACGCAAAUACGUGCCACAUCUAUUUGUCCUGGAUUAGUGGAGACGCAGUUAACCUACCGACUCUUAAGUCAAAACCCAAAAAAGGCAGCUGACAUCUAUAAAAGUAUUGAGUGCCUGCAGGCAGAUGAUAUAGCAAAUGCAGUGGUGUAUGUCCUAAGUGCUCCCCCUCAUGUUCAAAUCGGUGAGAUUCAGAUGAGGCCCGUGGAGCAGCUGACAUGAACAGGAUCAAGCAUCUUUGACAGUUUAAUCACCUCAAAUGGUUUAUAUAAUGUUACAGAGAAAACCACAGGAAUGUACUUUUUCUACACUCCAAAUCUAAAUGAACAGAUCAGUUAAAACAGAAUCAAACAUCUCUAACAUGAAGUCUUUAAUUAUGAUAAAAGCCUGCAGAUUAUCAAAAAUGACAGGCAUGUCUAUUGUAAUUGUAUACCAUGUUGUUAAAGUAAUUGCAAAGUCUCUUAUAUUUAAAAUGUGUUCUUUAAGAACAAAGAACUGUCUCAUUAUGAAGUUAAGUGGCUGAAAUGAUUUGAGAAAAUAUGCUUGUGGUAAUGAGUGCAGAUUUGAUUUAACCCUUGAUUAAAAGUUAUUUUUU
Danio aesculapii is the source of this 1315-nucleotide messenger RNA. RefSeq names its product dehydrogenase/reductase SDR family member 11-like. The record is from RefSeq and is a predicted model, not a curated record. NCBI's taxonomy places the organism in Eukaryota, Metazoa, Chordata, Actinopteri, Cypriniformes, Danionidae. The transcript has 7 exons. Bases 175 to 942 code for a protein of 255 amino acids.